Molecule: messenger RNA, 1803 nt
Organism: Serendipita indica DSM 11827
Lineage: Eukaryota; Fungi; Basidiomycota; Agaricomycetes; Sebacinales; Serendipitaceae
Source: the annotation of a GenBank genome assembly
AUGCCUCGCUAUGCAAUUAUCGACGACACCGACCCGAUGAUCACCUAUACGGGUAACUGGACUGUCCUCAGCAUGUUGGAUCCCAAUCAGCCAGAGUACAACGGGACGGUCCAUGCCACCAAUGAUCCCGACGCAACGAUUGAGCUCAAUUUCUACGGCACUGUCGUAAAUGCGUACGGUACAAUCGACGCUCCCGAUAAAAAAGGGCUCCCUGCCUCGAGAUGGACCCUUGACGGCAAGCCUCCAGUCGACUUCCCCCAACCGAAUACAAUUGGAACAUAUGAUAUCAACGGGACAACAUCCCAUGUGAGCAUCUUUCGUUCUGGAAAGUUUGCAGACGGCGCGCACAAGCUUAAGAUAGAAAUCAAUCCAGCUUCGGGAGUCAACGGCAGCCCACCGCCGAUGUUCUAUCUGGAUUUUUUCGCGGUAUUGGCUGGUGAUCCCAUCUACGUGGAGGAUGUAAUUUUGGAUGCAGGAAACCAGUUCACCGUCGUCGACGGCUCUUGGACAGCGCAGAAUGUGACCGGGGCGUAUCUUAAUUCGGCGGUAGUAGCGCCUUUAAAUGGUGGCUCUACAUGGCUGGGGUUCCAUGGUAAUACUCUUUUUGUCAUCCGCUCGACCUACGCUUACGCUCUUCAAGGGACCGAGAUCACGGUAUACGGCACACUCAACGGGACCUACAACCCAAAUGCGACCUUAGGCUACUUCUCCAUCGACGAAGGCGUGAAGAAACCUGUCUAUCUCCAGAAUAUAACCCAAGUCGUUCAGACGAACGGCCAACCAAUUGGAAACUCUGAUUCGAUAACAAAUCUCCCGGGAGUAACUAUGCUGGAUAAUGGCUGGAUAUCGGUUCCGACACCACUUAUGCAUCAAGCGAUUUGGAGAACAAAGGGAUUGAAGGAUAUCGGGGACUUUCAGCAUACUCUCACCAUCUCGAUAGAGGCGCAGCGCACUUCGACAGCGUCUUCUUCAACUGGGUCGAGUACAGGUACCUCUUCCACCACCAGUAGCUCGACCUCUACAUCCGGUGGCCCGACACCAGCGCCAACUGUAUCUCCUUGGCUUUUCGACUACGUCGUCUAUGGUCCAUCUUCGGCGAUUGGAAGCGCGACUCCCGUGGCUUUCCAACCAAGCGGUGGAUCCUCGGUUUCGUCUGCAGCGGAGCGCGGCGCCAUAGCCGGCGGUGUCCUGGGCGGACUCGCAUUCCUGACCAUUGUCAUUGUCGGCAUUCUAUUUUUCCUACGACACAAGCGCAGGGAAGAAGAGAAGCGCCGAGCGCCCACAGAGUAUACCGUCCCAGCGUCAACGAACCCCAUCUUGGCCGGACUGCGGAAGAGUUUCCACAAGUCUGGAGCAGAUAAAACUGCGGAAGCCACGGCUCGAGCCGAAAAGGGUGCUGUCCGGCGAGACGAGCCUGGUGUUGUCCGACAGGAAGAGCCGCUGGUCCUGGAUAUCAGUGCAAAUGCGACUCCCCAGGAGCACUCUGCAACUGCGCAACAGGGUUCCACGCCACUCGUUCGUAGACAGGGAAGCGUCAAUGUCGAGACAUCGACCACGGUUACCGCGACCAAUACGCAAAGUCCGAGCUUGGGAGACGCGACGGCGAUGAGCGCAUACGACUACAUUCGUCCAAGUCCGGGUAAUCUCUAUACGAGAGAUGGAUACUUUUCCUCUAGCGCCGGUAACGUCAAUGCCAUUCGGGAGGUUGACGGUGGUGUACGGCUUGCGUCUGGAGACUCUGAUGAAUCGGUACAUGCUGAGCCUAGCGUACCCAUUCUUCCCCCUCAGUACUCACGGUACUGA